Halichondria panicea is the source of this 1568-nucleotide messenger RNA. RefSeq lists its product as uncharacterized. The record is from RefSeq and is a predicted model, not a curated record. The transcript has 7 exons. Gene Ontology annotation, molecular function: protein binding. Lineage: Eukaryota; Metazoa; Porifera; Demospongiae; Suberitida; Halichondriidae. Bases 30 to 1568 code for a protein of 512 amino acids.
CAGCUAUAAUAAUAUAUAUAGGUCCUGCAAUGCAAGUACAGGCAGUUAUUAUCAGCAUCCAGCUGUUUUAUCUUGCUGCAGCCACACUGAUAUCCACCCCCCCUGUGGCUUGUCCUGAUGACACUGUCACCUUCACCUGCUCUCUGCCUAGUGAUGUUGAUGGGGCCAUUCUCUGGACAGUAACUCCACCGCCAGGGUUGAAUACAGUCAGUGUAAAUGGAGUAGUGAAUAACAUUGGUAGAACAUUAACGCUUGGUACUGAUGAGAUGUUCAUGUUCCGAGCUGCUUACUCUGGACUGGAUGGAGGCAUGGUCACAUCCACUCUCACCACCCUCUCUAUGGUGACAGUGCUGGCUGGAGCUAUGGUACAGUGUGAAGACUUGGGAGGAGCAGGAGGAGGUCUAAUACCCAUCCGUGUGGCUGAUAUCCCCUCUCCUCCACUGAACCCAGUACUGUUCUUCAAUCAAAACCAACCCAGCUCUUCCAUUAUCACUCUGGACUGGGACUCCCCCUCCUCUACUAGUGGUGUGUCUAUCAGCUAUGUCCUCACCAUCUCUCCAACACCCCUCUCCGGGUCACCAGUCACCGUGGAGACCACCUCGACAGAGAUCACUGUCUCCUACAACACACCCUACAAUGUGACCAUCAGAGCUGUCAACUGUGCUGGAAUGAGCAAUGCCUCAAUAUUGGCGAUACUCUCAAUAGUUACCUGUUCCUCUUCCCCCUCUACUGCCAGUGGAGUCGUGAAUGAUCAAAUACCCAGUGUGCCUACUGUCGGCUCAAAACUAAACUUUGGUUGCUCUGGAGAAAAUCAGAUGAGAACCUCUACCUGUGGUAGUGAUGGACGAUGGAAUCCUGACCCUGAGGAUUUCAUGUGUCCAAUAGUGGAACCUCCAGUGACAUGUCCAGUUCCCGGGGUCCCCUCCAUGGGUAGUGUGAGCACUGUUGGUCAAUCUUACACAGAGGGGUCACAGGUCACAUAUCAGUGCAAUGAGGGACUGUUCCCCAUGGGUGUCCUGACUUCCACUUGCGCAAGAAACGGACAAAAUGUAGUGUGGGAGCCUGACCCCAGUACGGUGGUGUGUAGGACAGUUCCAGUCAACUGCACUCUUCCUACCGAGCCAUCCAACGGUGCUAUAGUGGACUAUGAGAGGUUGAACGAGACAGUGUUGGAGGGAACAGUGCUGACUUACCAGUGUGACAAUGGACUCUCACUGACUGGACCCAACAACAUCACUUGCACUAAUGCUGGAGUCUGGAGCACUGAGCCUAAGGCAAUCAUGUGUGUAUCACCAACUGAAGGUCCUACUGCCACCUCCCUAUCCAUUGGUGCAGUUGUUGCUAUCAGCGUAAUUAUUACUUUCUUUGUGGCUGCCAUUCUUGGAUUCCUCACUGGACUCCUAGUGAUGCAUCUUUCCUCUCGUAAGAAGGCAGUAUACUCUCUAGCACCUGAAGGACAAGCUAACGUAGGACCCACACCACCAGCUGGUCCGGUUUAUGAGGAGGUGUCACCUAAAGAAGAGAUGGAACUGUACACUAACCAGGCGUAUGGACCAGUAGGACUGUGA